CAGACAGGGAGCUGCUGUGGUUUCCAGUCUGGACGACUGAUAAAUGAACUGAUCUGUUUUUCUCGUUUCUUUUCCCUCUCAGACUCUCAGUCCUGACCACACCGCCCCCCCCCCCCCCCACCUCCUCCUGUCAGGAGCUCUACAAACCUCCACCCCCCCCUCCGGCUGACCCUGCAAACAACGUCUCCCACCAAAAUAAAAACUGAGAAGAAGAAAAGUCUGAGCAGGAAAUUAAGCAACAGAAGAGUUUUUCCGUCUCUGAGGAUUGUUCACCGCUCGUUUCCUGGCUGUCAGCUGAGCGUCAGAAACAGGAAGCGGGGGGGCGGAGUCUCACCUGAGGCAGGUCCAUGUCUCCGGCGCUCAGCAUGAGGAGGCUCUGAGGAGAUUUUAAAUAAAGUUGGUUCAAAGCGAAGGAGGCGCGGGAGCAUGGGGAAGGAGCAGGACCUGCUGCAGGCGGUGAAGAGCGGAGACCUGCUGUCCACUCAGAAGCUGCUGUCCAAGCUCAAGACCAACAGGAACAAGCUGCUGGGCUCCACCAAGAGACUGAACGUCAACUACCAGGACUCAGAUGGGUUCUCGGCCCUGCACCACGCUGCUCUCACAGGGACCACAGAGCUCCUGACUGCGCUGCUGGAGGCUCAGGCCACUGUGGACAUCAAGGACAGCAACGGGAUGCGUCCUCUGCACUACGCGGCCUGGCAGGGGAAGGCGGAGUCUGUCCUGAUGCUGCUGCGCUCCGGCGCCUCGGUCAACGGCGUCUCUCUGGACGGACACAUCCCGCUGCACCUGGCCGCUCAGUACGGACACUAUGAAGUGUCUGAGAUGCUGCUGCAGCAUCAGUCCAACCCCUGUCUGGUCAACAAGGCCAAGAAGACGCCUCUGGACCUGGCCUGUGAGUUCGGACGAGUCAAGGUGGCCCAGCUGUUGCUGAGCAGUAACAUGGUGGUGGCGUUGUUGGAGGGAGAGAGGAAGGAGCCGACAGACUCCGCCUUCACCACCCCGCUGCACCUCGCCGCCCGGAAUGGCCAUAAAGACAUCAUACGGCUGCUGCUGAAGGCCGGCAUCGACAUCAACAAGACCACCAAGUCCGGAACAGCUCUGCACGAGGCGUCUCUGUACGGGAAGACGGAGGUGGUGCGGCUGCUGCUGGACGCCGGCGUGGACGUGAACAUCAGGAACACCUACAACCAGACGGCGCUGGACAUCGUCAACCAGUUCACCACAUCACACGCCAGCAAGGACAUCAAGCAGCUGCUGCGAGAUGCGACGGGAGUCUUGCAGGUCAGAGCUCUGAAGGACUACUGGAACCUCCAUGAUCCCACCGCCCUCAACAUCCGGGCCGGUGACAUCAUCACGGUGUUGGAGCAGCAUGUGGACGGACGCUGGAAGGGACACAUCCACGACAGCCCGAGAGGGAUGGACCGAGUCGGCUUCUUCCCUCCGUCCAUCGUGGAGGUGAUCAGCAGGAGGAACGGGGGCACCCUCUCCCGGCACGCCUCUCUGCCCACCGGACAGCGCCAGCAGCUGCUGUCCAGAGCCCCCCUCUCCUCCAGCCUCAGCUCCGCCCCCCAGACUGACGACUCGUACACUCUGUACGCCCCCCCCACCCACGUGGUGCUGCCGCUGGCCAACGGCCUCACUGCCAGCACAGGUCUGUCUCCGAGCCGCCUGUCCCAGUCCGGGUGUCCCUUCGAGGACAUCUGGGUUCUCAGGGACUCGUGUCAUGCUGGAGACAGGAACAGCGUCGGCAGCACAGGUAGCGUCGGCAGCACGCGCAGCGCCGGGAGCGGACAGAGCACGGAGAGCAACAACGCACCUAACGGACUGCAACACCACGCCGGUCACCAUGACAACGCCAACAAGGUGGCGCCCCCUGCUGCUGAUGCUGGACACUCAGACCUCAGUAAACAGCCUGACCAUCCUGCAGGUGGGACUCCUCGGAGGCAGGCGGUGGCGGUGCAGAGACCUGCAGAGCAGAGCUUCUCCCAGCAGUUUGUCCGUCCUCAGCAGCUGCUGGACGGGAAGGAUGCAGAGGCCAUCUAUCAGUGGCUGAGUGACUUCCAGCUGGAGCAGUACACCGGGAACUUCAUCAGCGCUGGUUACGAUGUACCGACCAUCAGCAGGAUGACUCCUGAGGACCUGACCGCCAUCGGAGUCACCAAACCAGGCCACCGCAAGAAGAUUUCCAUUGAGAUCAACAACCUGAACAUCCCUGAGUGGCUGCCUGAGUACAUCCCAUCUGACCUGGGCGAGUGGCUCAGCGCCAUCGGCCUCCCGCAGUACCACAAGAAACUGUCGGAGAACGGCUACGACUCCAUCAGCAUCGUCAAAGACCUGACGUGGGAGGAUCUGCAGGAGAUCGGCAUCACCAAGCUCGGCCACCAGAAGAAGCUGAUGUUGGCGGUGAAGAAGCUGUGCGACAUCCAGAGAGCGAUCCUCCAGGCCGAAUCGGGCCAAGGCACGCUGCGACGCAAAGGCCCCGGAGCCCUGCACCUGGUCACCAUCGAGCCGCCCGACCCCGCCGGUGAGAGCUCUUCUCCUCACACCCCGAAGAUGCUGACCUUCCAGGACAGCGAGCUGAGCGCCGAGCUUCAGACGGCCAUGUCCAGCCACUACGGUGGCUGCGAGGACGGACUGGCCAUCAAGAACGCCGUGGGCAUGUCCCAGAGCCAGGAGAGCAUCGACACCCGGUCCCGAGGCUCCGGCCGCUCCCAGGAGCCUCCGACAGCCUCCGUCACGCCACACAGCUGGUCCCAGGAGAGUCUGGACGGCAGCCCCGCCAAGGAGAGGAACCUCCCCGAGGGCUGGGACCAGAGGCCUCUGCAGCAGCAGCCGCCGCCCAAGCAGGUUCCUCUGGGCACGGCCACGGUGUUCAAGUACCCGGCCAUCCCGACCAAGCCCAAACUGUCUGGGUCCGGUGGCCCCUCCCCCCACGGCUCCCCGUCGCUGAAAGGUUUCAGUUACCUGCAUUCUCACUGUGGAUCCACAGACCUGAGCUCCUCCUCGAGGUCUGCGGACCACACCCUGACCCUGACGCCCCCCAAGAAGCGCACCCAGAGCAUGACCCGCUACGCCCUGUCGGACGGAGAACCCGAUGAGGACGACGACGAACCCGUGUCCGGGAACUUGUCGUCCUACGCCACCUUAACCCGCAAGCCGGGCCGCAGCCAGUUGGCCCGACUCCAGUCCAGUCCAGAGAAGAACGGCAACGUGGGGCGCAGUCAGUCGUUUGCUGUGCGUGCCCGGAAAAAGGGUCCCCCUCCUCCCCCGCCAAAGAGACUGAGUUCAGUGAGCAGCACCGCCGGCGGGGAGCUGAGCGACGGCAGCACCACGUCGCCUGGCGGCCGGGUGCUCACCGACAGUCCCGGCAGUGUCAGGAGCCUCACCGCCUCUCUGGAGGGAAACGCAGACGGGAGGAGCUCCUAGGACCAAAACCAGACCUCGUCCACCAGGAGCCCGGGGGUGAGGAGGAGGGUGCAGAGCGAGUGUAUUCCCGCCCACACCAGCUCCGAGCCGGACCGGGGGGUGAAGUCUGACUCAGAGGAGGAGGAAUCUAAAGGUCGGGGACUGGAGGGAUCCUCGUCCCCCCACAACAGCUCCAGUGAGUGCAUCCCCUUCGCAGAGGAGGGAAACCUGACCAUCAAACAGAGGCCCAAAGCUCCGGGGCCCCCCAGGGCCGAGGCCGUGCUGGAGCCUCCAGAGAAAGCAGGAGCCAAGAACCUGGAGCUUCCCGAGUUCAACCUGAAGGAGUCGGACACGGUGAAGCGCCGACACAAACCCAAAGACAAGGAGGCGGGAGGAGGCUCCCCCAGCAGAGAGGGGGCGUCCGGCUCAGAGUCCGGCGGCAGCAGACCUCCGUCCCAGAGCCAGGAGGAGGUCAGUCUGAGGAUCAGUGAGGCCGGUCUGGAGCGGCCCUCCAGUCCAGCUACAGGGUCCCCCAUCAAACCCCCGCUCUCCCCGAAACCUCCCACUGUCGCCCCCAAACCAGUCCGCCACAGUCUGCUGGCUGCACAAGCAGCUGGACUCUCCUCUCCAGCUGUGACCGUCAGCGUGGUCCAAAGCGUGGCCUUCACGUCUCCAUCCUCCCCGUCCCACGGGCCCCCGGCUCUGGCCCCGGCUCCGGCUCCAGCUCCGCCUCCGGCUCCGGCUCCGGCUCCGGCUCCGGCUCCGGCUCCGGCUCCGGCUCCGGCUCCGGCUCCAACCUCGGCCCCUCAGAGUCCCUCUCUGGCAGCAGCGAGGCCUCAGGUGUGUGUGGUGGGUCCAGGUCUCGUCCCUGAGGCUUCCUGUGGGACUGAGGUGGUUCAGCAGAGACUGGAUCAGACCAGCACGUCUCUGGAAGCAGCUCUGAAGGCGGUGGAGAGGAAACUGGAGGACGACUCAGACGGCGGCGUGAGCACGGUGAAGUCUGCCGGGACCAUCCUGGACGACAUCGGCAACAUGUUCGACGACCUGGCCGACCAGCUGGACGCCAUGUUGGACUGAAGAGCGACGCCUCCACAACAAAACAUUCUGCUUCAACCUCGAGUGAAACACAGGAGGAGAGAAAGGGGGGGAUGGAGGGAUGAUGGAGGGAUAUCACCUCCGGUGUUUUACCCCCCCGAUACUGAACUCCGCGGUCACGACGGAGGACGAGGAGGAGUCAGAUACUUGUUUGUGCUUCCUCCAUCAGACUGAAUCUGUUCCUGUGUGGACGUCAGACCUCCUCAACACUCGUGUCGUGUCUCAGACGUGAAGCAAACACAGAGACAGAAGCUGGACCAGCAGAAUAUCCUCCACUGUGAGGAGACGCUCCUGAGCAGAUCAUCAUUAUUAUUAUUAUCAUUAUUGUUAAACACUAAUAUUGUAACAUGAAGUUUUAUGAUUCUGACAUUUUAGAGAGCUGAAGACCUGACGUCACUUCCUGUUUCAGUCGGAUACUCUAAGAUAAAUGAGGAUGUAAUAGUAGAAGUUAAAACCCUCGGGUUUUAGAGCAACUAUCAUCAAUAUUAAUUAUGAACAAUGGAUCAAAUGACUGUGUGUUUCCUGAAGGAGUUUCAGUUUCCUGCAGUUCCACGGAGCCUCUUAGCUCCUUUUAGCUCCUGGUUUUGGUUCCCUGUCAUUGAGCUGGAGCUGGUGGAGACCAAACACAGAGUUAAGACAGAGGGAACACUGGACUGAGAUCAUUUCAUUAUCAUCAUUAAUUCAAAGCUGCAUCUGUGUGUUUAUUAAGCCCUUUUCCUGCUGGUCAAAGAACACACUCAGACCCUGUAACAUCAGGCUUUUGUUGUCAAUGGAAAAAGAGUCAAACGAUUUUUAUUAGCAGGUUUAAAUAAUCAGCUUAUACCUGCUAAUUUUGUUGGAAAAAGGAUGACUGUUGUUUAUGGUGCUGUUGACCAGUGUUGUGUUUAAUUGCUGCGCGGAAACGUCACAUCUAGUGAAAACUAGGCCGGACCGGCACAGAACAGCACUGUGAGCAGAUCUGUUCAAUGAUAGAAAACCCUGUUGGUUAAAAUUUUAUUUGAUCAUAUUGUAAGUUUUUGUUCAAAGGCAGAACUUUUAAUCCUCUAUGUAGUUUUUCAACAGAACCGGGACGGUCGGGUCUCACUUCAGCUCUCUAUUCAACAUGUCUGGCCAUUUCAAAUUUUACAUUUGUAAUAUUUAAAAAGAAAAAAAGUCUAUUUUAUACCAAGUGAUAUUAACCAUGUGUAGUUAGUCUUCCACUCGGCUCGGUGCCGGUUUGUGCGUCAGACCUUUUCUACAGAUUUGUGUGUGUGUUCAUGAAGCGACAGGAAGCUGUAAAACUGAUGCUCGUUGGAACUGUUUCUACAAAGGGAAGAGAAGCACGUUCAGCUCGUUUCACAUCGUAUGUACAGUGGAAGACGGCAUGUGACAUGUCAGUAAUAUACAUACUAUUUUUUGAUAUUCAUUUUAGCCAAAUUAGUAUUUAAAUUAGAGUUAUCUAAAUGUGUAUAAUGUACACUAGAGGUAUAUACAGGAGCUGGUAUUCAACCAAAGGUCUUUGUACAGAUUCUCCUCAGAUAUUUUCACAAACGUUUCCUUUAAAGAAAACAGACUCCUGAGCUCCUCCCCUCCUCGUUACUGUAAGAUGUUGAUGAACUGUUGCCCUGGUGUCCAGCCUGCAGCGUAUGGACAAAGUCUCCAUAUUUAGCAUGCCACAGCUCGAUUUGAUCAUGUUUCAUUCGUGAAAAAGAUCGUUAACCCCGGUGUGUCUGGUUUCUGUGUUUGUGAUCAUGUGACUUCUGUGUGAAUGAGAUGCUCUCUGUUGGAUUUUCUUUAUCUCUGAGUCUCAGGAAAAUCCCCCCCUGGACCUGAACGUGUCGUCCUGGUCACAGUAUGAAAGAUUUAAAAAGCUGUAUUAAAAAGAAAUCAAACAAUACACAAAUAUAUUUCUUUACAGUAUUUAUAUUACAUUAUUAAAUGAAAAAGAGUUACUAAAAGAAAAGUAUUUUUAAAUUACUUUUCUGUGCUGCAUGAAAAAAUAAAAUCAGAAGAAAGAAAAUCUAAUAUAUUGUAAUAUUUCAUUGCUGCCCAGCAGAGGGCAGAGACAACUCUCCCAGUACUGAAUCCUAGUAUUGCUGUUAGUUUUCAUGUGGAGGUAAAGAGAGGUGUUUGUUUUUGGGAGGCAAUUUCAUCAUCCCGAACAGCCUGGGACCAGACCUUACAGGAAAUGUAUAUAACAUCCAGGUGUUGGUCUCCUUAAGACCAGAAAUGUAGGCUAAAUGAGCUACAGGAACCUCUGAGGACCCAGGAUGGAUCCCUGAGGAACUCCAAAGUCAAAUGAACGUAAUCUGACAGUGUCAACAGUGAGCAGAUAAACAGACAGAAGUAUUGAUUAGAUAAAUAGAAGGAAAACAAUUCAAGUGCUGUAUUGUAUCAUGGGUUUUCUUUGGUUUCUUUUUAAGCAUUUUAAAUAUUUCAUACACAGUGGCUGGUGGUCAAGGACUGGUAGCAGCUUCGGGUUAACUACAGUCUGCAAAUCCACAUUCCAUAAAUGUGAUGUUUUCAAACCAAAACAUAAAAUGUUAAAAUUUUCUUCCUUUGUCUCUUCAUCAGCAUCGAAAAACAAGAAAAGUCAGAAAGCCAUGAAAAUAUUAAUAAUGAAAUUAUAAUCAGUCAGACUGCAACAUGUUGGAAGUGGAUGAUGUGUGUGUGUGUGUGUGUGUGUGUGUGUGUGUGUGUGUGUGUGUGUGUGUGUGUGUGUGUGUGUGUUAUUUUGAUAUCUCCUGUUGUUUUGGUGCUCUGUCCUCUCGGCUGUAUUGUUUGUUUAACCAUUAAAUAUCUAUAAUGUU
This is a messenger RNA of Seriola aureovittata, 7289 nucleotides long. RefSeq names its product caskin-2-like. NCBI's taxonomy places the organism in Eukaryota, Metazoa, Chordata, Actinopteri, Carangiformes, Carangidae. The transcript is spliced from 22 exons. Gene Ontology annotation, molecular function: protein binding. The record is from RefSeq and is a predicted model, not a curated record.